Molecule: messenger RNA, 882 nt
Organism: Peronospora farinosa
Lineage: Eukaryota; Oomycota; Peronosporomycetes; Peronosporales; Peronosporaceae
Source: the annotation of a GenBank genome assembly
AUGACCGCUGAAUCCAAGGCUAAAGAGUACCUCGCGCAAGGUGAAAAGGCACUAAAGAAGACGUCCUUCUUUUCUUUCAGCUCCAAUUCGCAGCGCAGCGAAGAUGCCAGUGAUUUGUUCGAGAAGGCUGGCAAUCAGUUUAAAAUUGCCAAGAAUUGGCAAAUGGCUGCUGAAGCUUACGAGAAAUGUGCACGGUGUCAAACUCGUAUGAAGGAAAACUCGCGUGCUGCUCAAUUUUACCAGCAGGCAGCAGAGGCUUUAUCCAAAGUAAAUGCUUUGGAUGCCAUGAUGCACUACAAGACGGCUAUCUCGAUGCUUUGUGAUGCAGGCAGAUUCUCAAAUGCUGCCAAGCUGCAAAAGAAGGUUGGCGAGAUCUACGAGCAGCAGAACAACAAGGAAGAAGCUCUGGAAGCCUAUCGCCAGGCUGCUGAUUACUUUUCUGGAGAGAACCAGUCGUCUUCGGCUAACAGUAUGCUGUUGAAGGUGGCGCAGUUCUCGGCCGAGCUGGAAAAGUUUGAAGCAGCGCUGGAAAUCUACGAGGACAUUGCCAAGUCCUCCAUGGAGUCGAGUCUGCUUAAGUUUAACGCAAAGAACCACCUGCUGAACGCUGGCAUCUGUGCACUCGCUACCAAGGAUACGGUGCUGGUGCAGAUGAAAUGGGACGAAUUCCAAGAUAUCGACUAUACUUUCGCAGACAGCCGUGAGGGCAGGUUCUUGCAGCAGAUGAACCAGAGUUACGAGGCUUUCAACGCUGACGCAUUUGCGGAUGCCGUGUUUCAGUUCGAUACGAUCUCCAAGAUCGAGCCGUGGAAGAUCUCGCUGCUACUGCGCAUCAAGGAGGGCAUCCAGGGUGAAGUCGACGUGACGCAGGACCUGACUUGA